Molecule: messenger RNA, 5386 nt
Organism: Psammomys obesus (fat sand rat)
Lineage: Eukaryota; Metazoa; Chordata; Mammalia; Rodentia; Muridae
Gene: Hk2
Product: hexokinase 2
Exons: 18
Coding region: 441-3194 (917 amino acids)
Biological process (GO): intracellular glucose homeostasis; glycolytic process; glucose 6-phosphate metabolic process
Cellular component (GO): mitochondrion; cytosol
Molecular function (GO): glucokinase activity; fructokinase activity; mannokinase activity
Source: RefSeq, a predicted model, not a curated record
CCAGGACAGCUCGGGCUACGCGAGCGUGCGCGGCCAAGGAGACCCGAGGGCAGCAGCAGCACGCCGGUGCCUCUGAAAGGCGCGAUCGCUCGAGUGGGGCUGCACUGCCACUCUUCCGAAGUUGAGCCUCAGUGACCCUGUGGCUGAAGUUAGCGACGGCACGCCGAGCAACCGGAGCGGUGGCCGCAGUGAGACCUAGGCGUCUUCCAGCAGUCGUGGCUUGAAAAGCAGACCACAAAGGAAAAGAAGAACCCUGCUCAGGAGGCUCGAGGCCCCAGCCGGCGAGCCAUCGUGGUUAACCUUCUUUGUGUGGCUCCUGGAGUUCUUGAUCUCAGCCGGACACCCGGGCCUGGGUUCAAAGCGGCCGUCCGGCUCUGCCCGCUCCCCCGGUAGUUCUCGAACCUCGGUUUUGCUACUUGGCCCCGACUCGCCGCAGCAGGAUGAUCGCCUCACACAUGAUCGCCUGCUUAUUCACGGAGCUCAACCAAAACCAAGUGCAGAAGGUUGACCAGUAUCUCUACCACAUGCGUCUCUCAGAUGAGACCCUUCUGGAGAUUUCUAGGCGGUUCCGGAAGGAAAUGGAGAAAGGACUUGGAGCCACCACGCACCCCACUGCAGCUGUGAAAAUGCUGCCCACAUUCGUGAGGUCCACUCCGGAUGGGACAGAGCAUGGAGAGUUCCUGGCUCUGGACCUUGGAGGAACCAACUUCCGUGUGCUCCGAGUAAGGGUGACAGACAAUGGCCUCCAGAGGGUGGAGAUGGAGAACCAGAUCUACGCCAUCCCUGAGGACAUCAUGCGGGGCAGCGGAACCCAGCUGUUUGACCACAUUGCUGAAUGCCUGGCCAACUUCAUGGACAAGCUACAGAUCAAAGAGAAGAAGCUUCCACUGGGUUUCACGUUCUCGUUCCCCUGCCACCAGACCAAACUAGAUGAGAGUUUCUUGGUCUCAUGGACCAAGGGGUUCAAGUCGAGUGGAGUGGAAGGCAGAGAUGUGGUGGAUCUGAUCCGGAAGGCCAUCCGACGCAGAGGGGACUUUGACAUCGACAUUGUGGCUGUGGUGAAUGACACAGUGGGGACCAUGAUGACCUGUGGUUAUGAUGAUCAGAACUGUGAGAUUGGCCUCAUCGUGGGCACUGGCAGCAACGCCUGCUACAUGGAGGAGAUGCGGCACAUCGACAUGGUGGAGGGCGACGAGGGGCGGAUGUGCGUCAACAUGGAGUGGGGAGCGUUUGGUGAUGACGGUGCGCUCAAUGACAUCCGCACCGAGUUCGACCGGGAGAUCGACAUGGGCUCCCUGAACCCUGGGAAGCAGCUGUUCGAGAAGAUGAUCAGCGGCAUGUACAUGGGCGAGCUGGUCAGGCUCAUCCUGGUGAAGAUGGCCAAGGAAGAGCUGUUGUUCCAAGGGAAGCUCAGCCCGGAACUCCUUACCACUGGCUCCUUCGAGACCAAAGAUGUCUCGGACAUUGAAGAGGAGAAGGACGGACUCCAAAAGGCCUACAAGAUCCUGGUACGUCUGGGUUUGAAUCCGCUGCAGGAGGACUGUGUGGCCACACACCGAAUCUGCCAGAUAGUGUCCACACGCUCGGCCAGCCUGUGUGCGGCCACCCUGGCCGCUGUGCUGUGGCGGAUCAAGGAGAACAAGGGCGAGGAGCGACUUCGCUCCACCAUUGGCGUCGAUGGCUCGGUCUACAAGAAGCAUCCCCAUUUUGCCAAGCGUCUCCACAAGGCUGUGAGGAGGCUGGUGCCCGACUGUGACGUCCGCUUCCUGCGCUCCGAGGACGGCAGCGGCAAGGGGGCGGCUAUGGUGACAGCGGUGGCUUACCGCCUGGCUGACCAGCACCGAGCCCGUCAGAAGACCCUGGAGCCUCUGAAGCUGAGCCGUGAGCAGCUGCUGGAGGUCAAGAGGAGGAUGAAGGUGGAGAUGGAGCAAGGUCUGAGCAAGGCGACACACGCUGUCGCCCCUGUGAAGAUGCUGCCCACCUAUGUGUGUGCCACGCCAGAUGGUUCAGAGAAAGGAGACUUCUUGGCCUUGGAUCUCGGAGGAACAAAUUUCCGGGUCCUGCUGGUGCGCGUGCGAAAUGGCAAACGGAGGGGCGUGGAAAUGCAUAACAAAAUCUACUCCAUCCCUCAGGAGGUCAUGCACGGCACUGGGGAAGAGCUCUUUGAUCACAUUGUGCAGUGCAUCGCAGACUUCCUUGAGUACAUGGGCAUGAAGGGCGUGUCCCUGCCGCUGGGUUUCACCUUCUCCUUCCCCUGCCAGCAGAACAGCCUGGACCAGAGCAUCCUCCUCAAGUGGACAAAAGGCUUCAAGGCUUCUGGCUGUGAGGGCGAGGAUGUGGUCACCUUGCUGAAGGAAGCUAUUCACCGGCGAGAGGAGUUUGACCUGGAUGUGGUUGCCGUGGUGAAUGACACAGUGGGGACGAUGAUGACGUGUGGCUAUGAAGACCCUCACUGUGAAGUCGGCCUCAUCGUUGGCACUGGAAGCAAUGCCUGCUACAUGGAGGAGAUGCGCAACGUGGAGCUGGUGGACGGAGAGGAGGGACGGAUGUGCGUCAACAUGGAGUGGGGAGCCUUUGGGGACAACGGCUGCCUAGAUGACCUGCGCACAGAGUUCGAUGUCGCUGUGGACGAGCUCUCUCUCAACCCUGGCAAACAGAGGUUCGAGAAGAUGAUCAGUGGCAUGUACUUGGGCGAGAUCGUGCGCAACAUUCUCAUCGACUUCACUAAGCGAGGACUGCUCUUCCGUGGCCGCAUCUCGGAGCGCCUCAAGACAAGGGGAAUCUUUGAAACUAAAUUCCUGUCUCAGAUUGAAAGCGACUGCCUGGCCCUGCUGCAGGUCCGUGCCAUCCUGCGCCACCUGGGGCUGGAGAGCACGUGCGACGACAGCAUCAUCGUGAAGGAGGUGUGCACUGUGGUGGCCCGGCGCGCAGCUCAGCUCUGUGGCGCGGGCAUGGCUGCUGUGGUGGACAAGAUACGAGAGAACCGCGGGCUGGACAGCCUCAGGGUGACCGUGGGUGUGGACGGGACGCUCUAUAAGCUCCACCCUCACUUUGCCAAAGUCAUGCAUGAGACGGUGAAAGAUCUGGCUCCAAAAUGUGACGUGUCCUUCCUAGAAUCAGAGGAUGGCAGCGGGAAGGGGGCAGCUCUCAUCACUGCUGUGGCCUGCCGCAUCCGGGAGGCUGGGCAGAGAUAGAACCUUGGGGACCAGAUGGGACUUCUCUGCUUCCCCACUUGCCUGUUUUAAAUUAUAAGGAGACGGACUCCUUGGCAGAGAGGACCCUGUGGGACUGGGAUUUUUGUCUCUGUAUAGUCACUGUAGAGUUUGGCGCCCAAUCCUUGGCCUUCCUGCAAAUCAGAAGUAAGGAGUUGCUCCUAGCUGCUCCUGCUGGUUGCCUCUGGGGAUCGCCCCUCCCCCAUUCUCCUUGCUAUAUAAGCCUAUGGGAUGGGGACAGUCUUGAAAAAUGGUUGCCUCAUCUUGGAGCUGAAUGUGACAUUCGUAGGUCGAGAACAUCUUGAAAUGUUGGUGCUUCUCAUGGAGGCAGACACUGGGAGGGAGAAGGAGUGGAGGUAGAGAUACCUCCCCUGCACGGUCACAUGGCUAGCCCCUCAUCAACUCAACCAUAAGUUCAAGAACAACCUUCCGGUUCUAACACUUGCUGUCCUGGAAUCCAAACCAAAGCCAAGAGUUGACACAUCCUCCAAGUGUUUGUGGCUUUACCUCACGUGUCUGAACGUGUCAUCAUGAGCAACAGACCUUGGGGGUAGCGGUGGCUUUUGGUAGCUUUCAAUUUUUUUUUUCUUUUCUCCUUCAGAAGUAGAGACACUGUUUUUUGUUUUUUAAUUUAUGUUUGAAAUUUAUUUAGUUUGUGAAGCAGGUCCUCUCCUUCAUCCUUUAAUGGUUAAUUUUGUAAGUAAUGUAUUUAUAUGUUCCUUUGUUCUGUAUAUAGCUGGCCAAGGUCUCUGACUUGGCCUUCUCAGUAGAUCAGUGUAGUUCAGGAUGUGAGGUGGAGAUACUGACUGGCUCCUGGAAAUACCUCAUUCACCUGUGAGAAGAGGUGAACUGUGUGCAUGAAUGGCAGAGGGCCAGCUCCCAGCUUCUCCUUCGUCUGCAGUCUGAGAAAUGUAUGCAAGGCAGGGCUGGAGACUGAGGCUGGUCCAUUGGAGGGAAGAAACCGCAGCAGACCAUCGCUCUGGCCAGACGCUUUCCUGAGUGCUGUCACCUGGGAUAUUAGCCAAAGAAAACCAAAGGACUUGUUUCCAGCACUCACUGCUUAGAAGACUUGAUUUAUAGGUCAGUCAGUGAAACAGUUUGACAAGUUAAAGGAAGCCACCAAAAAAAUGUUUUUAAAGAUGUAUCUGAUUGUCGAAACAAACCAAAUGAAGCAAUGAAAGAACCCAGCCAAACCUCAGGGACGUUGUGGGGUGUUUGUACCUUUGCCCUCUUAGCAGAUUCCACCCCGGGUUUGUCUUGUGUUUUACAAGAAGCGAUGUGUGUCUGUCUGCUUCUCUGGACUGAGCUGUGUCGAGCUGCUGACUCACUUUUUUUUUUUAAUACAUGCUAUUUAUUUCAGACUGUUGGAGAAACAGGCGGACAUGAAUGUCUGUCCUCUGCUGUAGCGUGGUUCACUCUGAAUCCAAAAGUUCACGUCUCCCUUAAAAGUUCACGUCUAUUAAAGUGACCAACAAUCCACCUGCACGUGACAUAAUAGGGAGGGAAUGGCCUUGUAACACUUCGAAAUAGGGUGCAGGGUCAAAACAGGAAGAGCAAGAGAAAACUCCCCGGUACGUCCAAGUUAUGCACCACUUUCCAAACUUGCGCUGUGCAGGGGCCUGGUUACACCUGAACAAGGUGGAGUACAAAGAAAGGAAAACUGCCAGGUCCUCCUAGGAUGCCCGGAGCAAAUGUCAGACCUUGAUUUGUCCCCGGCGGGCACUGCCUAUCUGGUGUAGCCUGCAGUUACUGAUUCACACCAUUGACAGCCAAAGCCACAUACAGGUGUGUGAACCGCUAGAGGAAAGCCACGAGUGCAGCUGGAUUUUGACUAAGGUUUUGAAUCUUAAAGUUUAAACUUUAAAAAUCAGACACCAUCUACGAAAGGACACCUUUUUUAAUGGAGAUGUGUGUGUGUGACUAGCCUUUAAGGAAGUGCUGGCUUUCCAUCCAGAGCAUGAGGCAGUGUGCUGUGUUCGUAACUUAGGCUGACUGCUCCCAGCACCAGGUCGACAGCCGUCUGCUAAUGCUGCUUUGUGUGAUAUAAUGAACCUUUGGCUCAUCUCAAAUCCCUGGGCACUCAGUCUAGUUAAUGUGUUGUCACCAUGUACGGUAGAGAACUAGUCAAAUUAACCAUGUGAUGUUAACUAUUAUUAAUAAAUUUUAACAUUUUU